Sphaeroforma arctica JP610 is the source of this 2400-nucleotide messenger RNA. RefSeq lists its product as hypothetical. Lineage: Eukaryota; Ichthyosporea; Ichthyophonida. Gene Ontology annotation, cellular component: transcription export complex 2. The coding region runs from base 123 to 1346 and encodes 407 amino acids. The transcript has 7 exons. Gene Ontology annotation, molecular function: RNA binding; double-stranded DNA binding. The record is from RefSeq and is a predicted model, not a curated record. Gene Ontology annotation, biological process: post-transcriptional tethering of RNA polymerase II gene DNA at nuclear periphery; transcription elongation by RNA polymerase II; poly(A)+ mRNA export from nucleus.
CAGAAAUAAACAGUAUCCUCCUCUGAGGCUCUGGGCCCAUUAAUCUAAUGUAAACACAUGUCCAGAAACCAAAGUACACAAACCUGUCUCUUGUUUGACAUCCGCACAUAUUCCCAACAGCCAUGGAUGAGUAUAUCGAUAGUCUCACUCAAUAUUUAGAGGCCGAGAAUGGCCAAGGGCUGGCGUAUUCGCUCUCAUGCAAUGGUCGGCAUACAAAAAAUGUUCGCAGAGACGCUUUGAAAACUAUCUACUGGGAACGACAGAUUAAGGAUAACUUCAGUGAGUGGGCGGAUGACUACAUCCCACUUUUCAUAAGCCAUGUCAAGAGCCUUCUAGCGAAUAAUCCAAAGGAUCGCUUUGAUCAAGAGUACGACCUCUGCAAUGCCUUUCUACAAAUAUUUAGCCAAAACGAGGCUGUCGGGUGGGCUAAUCCGGCCCUGGGAUUGGUUUUGAAAGACUUGCGUGUUCUCGCAGACCAAGCAGACAUGGGAACCUCUGGAAAAAACGAGUAUAAGGAGAAGUCUGGUAGGCUAAUGAUGAAGCUGCUUGCACCGGCUUGUAUGGAUAAAGACGAAUCAGAGAAUUCGCGGCGUUGGGCAUCAUUGUCUGUUGCCAACAAUCUAUUCAAGCUGUUCUCCAAGCUCAAUCUGAGCAUGUGCGACCAAACACGGGCGACGAUAUAUAAUAACUUUAACGAUGCUUAUAUAAAUGAAAGGUUUCCUAUAUCGCACGUAACGACCUUCCGAUAUCUUGUGGGCUACCAACAUUUCUUCAAAGGCAACUAUGAUGAGGCCCGCAUCCAGUUUGGAUAUGCAUUCGAUUUCUGCUCUCGACAGUUCCCGAAAAAUAUACAACUUAUACUUCUGUAUUUGAUUCCCUUGAAUCUGCUAAAGGGCAUAACACCUACAGAAGGUCUACUGAAGCUCUACAAGUUGGAUCAAUACAAAAGUAUUGUUCAUGCAUUGAAAGCAGGCGAUGUCAGGGCGUUUAACAUGGCGCUCAAGGAUCAAGAAUCCUUUUUAGAAAAAAGGGGCUUGUUCUUAUUGAUGGAGAGGCUCAAGACCGUCGCGUACCGCAACCUUCUCCGAAAAGUGUGGUUGAUUAAGCUCAAGGAGUGUCAGCUGGCAGGUACCCCUUUCAACGGCCGGAUCAGGCUGGAAGAUUUCAGAGUUGCCCUUCAAUUCGUACAUUAUAAGUGUUCCCUUGAAGAAGUGGAAUGUAUCGUAGCUGUUCUUGUUUUCAAGAAAUUUGUGAAGGGUUACAUAUCCCACGGUCACAAAUUGCUGGUCGUCAGUAGGAAAGCAGAAGAUGUUACAUUUCCUCCGAUCAACGAUUGCGACUCCUAGUAUGGGUACGAAUCGCCAUUGUGCAGUUUAGGAUAGAGGGCAAAGCGACAAGGCUGACAACGAGAACAACGCUUGGACAAACGGGAUACGUUCGUCGUUCGGAGAACAUCGCAAUCGCUUGCAUAUGGUAGCUACCUAUGCUUUAUUUAUUCAAUGUUUUUGAGUUGGGAGCAAAUUCGCGAUGUGAAAGCAGAUAAGUCAGAUGAGAGGUUUUGACGUGUAGUUGUAAUAGAAUGGAAGCUUUUAUCGAUUUUCUGAUGUUUUUCACCGACGAUUUCGACGCUUCUGAUAUGCAUAGGUUUUGUCAGGGUGACUGGGCAGCAUUGUUGGACAUUUUUCAGCUUAUACUCUAAAUAUAUGUGAGUUUGCUAAGGUUUAGCAUAUGUGGUAAAAUGCAACUAGUCAUUAUCGCUGUUACAAUACGCUGCAAUGAGGGCGGAGUACUAUACAGAGCCUACUGUGAUAAUAUUCAAACAGCUACUCUAACAGAUAUGUGAUUUUGGUAGUACCUUAUCACACAUAUCACACACGAGCAUUCCUGGAAAUAUCGUUGUGCUCGAACUGGGCACACACUGAAAACCGCAAGCCUUUGAAAAUGGUGAAAUUGCACUGUAUCCGAAUUUAAACCCUCAUAUAUAUUUUAUUAUGUGAGGCAUCGGCAUGAUAUAUACAAUAUGCAUUUGUAAGCUGAUUUCGCGGUUGAACCUUGCACUCAGUGUAUCGUCAGAAAGUGGGUGUUAGGGAAUUUCGUAAGGUGUGCGCCAGUUCAUGUUGUUACAAGUAAUGCGCAACAACCCGGACAGAUAUCAAAGGAGGGUGCAAGUCACAAUUCUAGAUCCGUAGUUGUUAGGUGACGAAUCCCGAGCCAGCAGCUUCAUUGCAUCCAAAAGUCUCUGUGACCCCGACAUGAAACCGUUAACAGCCCAAUCCGAGCCCCUUGUCUUGUCUAGGUCGGAUUUUUGUUGUCGAAUGUAAGGCCGCUGUAUCGGACGGGCUUCGGACGAAAGAUACAUGUUUAUUAAUAAAAGUAAAGCUUAAGACAAGAGUCAUUCCA